Linum trigynum is the source of this 7857-nucleotide messenger RNA. Lineage: Eukaryota; Viridiplantae; Streptophyta; Magnoliopsida; Malpighiales; Linaceae. The record is from the annotation of a GenBank genome assembly.
CGAACGCAUCCAUAAUAUGUUACUCUAUGGAAAUUGUAGCUAUAUUAAAUCUACUUCUAAAUUUUAACCAUAGAAUGCAUUAGAUUAGGGAGACCAUGAGAGAAAAACAUGGUGAAAUAUCCUAAGUUUCUCAUAAAUAUGCUUACAUUUGACAUAAAUAUUUGUUUGAUAUGAACUCAUAUCAGUAGUUUGAUAUGAGUUCAUAUCAAAACUACUGAUAUCAGUAAUUGUUAUGAACUCAUAUCAGUAAUUGGAACGCGGGUUGGGUCAGGUUCUACGGGUUGUGUAAUCCAAAAUCCACACCCAAACCAAAAGAGACGGGUUGUGCAAAAGAAAACACUCAUCCAACCCAAAACCUUCUUUUUAGCGAUAAAUACGGGUGGGUUGGGUUGAAUUGAACGGGUGGGUCGAUUUGCGGGUGUGUUUGUUCACCCCUAAUACUUUGCAGAUAUCUUUUUGAAAAAAAAAGAUAAAAUUAAUUAAUAACAAAAGCACUAAUGUAAGUCAAAGGAAAAUGGUGAAGAAGUCAAAACCUAGCACUACACUAUUUUUAUUACACAAUAUUAUUAAUUUGCACGAAAAAAUGAAGGUCAAAAUUAGUUUAUAAUUAUAAAACUAAGUGUCGUUAUCAUUGCCACACCAUGAAGACUGGUCACAUUUAAGUCGUCAAAUGGCCGACUGGGAAUGUCAUACAAACCGUAGAAUCAGCAGUAGGUUCCUUCCACCUUAGUUUAAUUGGUUUUUGUACUACAAAAUGUUGAAAAUUUGUUCACUUCCUUAAAAGAAUUCAUCUUUCAAAGUGCUUGCUUUCAAAGAAUUAGCACUUGCCAAUGCCAUACGUCGCAGUCUACCCACCAAUGUUUUUCAUUUUCAUUUAUUUAAUUAGCGAGAUGACAAAAAACCUAAUUAAAAUUAUAGCUCAGACAUUUAUAUUUCUCUAGUGGUUUAGUUUUAACUAUCGAGAAAGCAAUGUGAAUUCAAGCCUUUGUUCAUGUUUAUAGUUUUGACACAUGUAUCAUGUGCAAUGAAGAACAAUAUCAUCUCUGUAUCUCUUUACUUCGGCGAGACUUAAUUAUAAAACUUAUUAAAUAACAAAAUCGGUUAUAAAUGGCUCCCUGCCUUAGAAUUAAUAAAAAUUCUUAGAUAGAUAUCAAUUGAGUGGGACUUCCAAAACAGGAAAUUAAUGAUCAUCAAUUAUUCUAGGUCAUGGUGCUACACGCAUGCUGUAGCCUUGUUAAACAAUAACCAAAGUAAUGUACAAGUCUCAAAUCUUUAUGGGGCCAAACACGAGAUAUGGUGAAUCAAUGAGCAAUAUGGGAGGUUCGGAGGCGUUCGGCCCCAAAACCAUGGUGGGUCGUCGGCCAGUUGCCAUUUUAUAUAUAAGAGAUGAGAAAACUAUUCAUAUAAACAAUACUAAUGUCCAAAGAUAGGUGAAAAGAAAGGCACUUUGCAUAAAAAAAAAUGGAAUUCCAAAUACUAGGAGUUCUUAAAAUUUUCCAAAUACUAAAUUUUGUGUAUCUAAACCCUACGUAUCCAAAGAAUUUUGUUGCCCCGUUAUUUCCCAAGUGGGGUACUAGGCGCUUAGUAAGAUAUGAGGUGAUGAAGGAAAAAAUUAGAAAUUUUGACCUAUAUGUAUACGUAAUUUAAAGGGAAAAUUAGAAAAUUUGAUUUCUUCAUUUUAAAAAAAUUAUAAAAAAUAUGAUAAAUCUAUUUAAAUUAUUUAAGAAGUUAAAAUUUUCACCUAUUUAUGAUUUUAUUAUAGUUAAAAUAUGAGGUGAUAAAAGAAAAUUCUUAAUUAAUUUGAGUACAAUUACAUGUAAUUAACUUAAAAAAAUGGAUCAAUAAUGAGGCGGAUCAAGACAGGUCAAAUCAAAUAGAGUACACGUAUCAGCCCGUCCUACAUAAUUACCUGCCAAAAAAGAUAAAAUCACUCUGGUAAAACGAAUCAAGUAAAAAUUUUCAACUACAAUAUCUUGACUCCAAAACCAUUCACUUACAUCCACUCCUGCAGAAAAUACCGCAUAAUUUUUUGUGGCUGCUAUGAUGUUUUGUGGAAGAAGGAGAAGAAUAUGAAAGUAUUCUUCUUAAGAUUCUGGUGUGUUAAUCCGGUUAUAAUUGUUAACACAGAUUGUGUUGUUCUCACAUUAAUCAAGUUCGUGGUGUGGUAAAUUUUUUUUUUUUUUAAUUAGCGUCACUUUCUUCGCAUAUAAAUUUUCUACACAUAUAUAAAAGAAUUGUAUGGGCCCUUGGCAGACAUUCUAAAAGGGUAGAAGUGGACGGAGAAUCACAAUGAUAGUGACAAAUAUUAAUUAGGAGAGUGUUAUAUUUAUUGGGGUAUAAUAACCAAAAAGUACGUCCAAGCGCUACAAAUAAACAAAGCAAGAAAGCCAAACCAAUAUACUUACUUGACUUUUGACAAUUCCAGCAGCCUGUAGACCGCACGAGGAAAGUGUCAUUUUCUCCAAUAAAAACAUUAAUGAACAAGCGGAGAAAGGUAGCCAACUCGGCAAAUACAAUUCAUUAGGAAAUUUUUUUUAACUUUCAAAUUAUUAGCUAUAUCUAUCAAAAUACAAAAUAUUAAUAAAAUGUUAACAUUUCAUUAGCAAUUUUAUUAAUAAUGUUGAUUUGACAACAUGAUAAUGACAUGAAAAAGAUACGUGACAGUUAAUAUUCCAAAAUUUUAGUAUAUUAACUAAGAAAAGAGUUACAAAAUUACUAACGGUAUGAGAAAGAUGACUAAUAUUUUGAUGGAUUUCAAAAAAAUUAGCUAAUAUUUUAUAUUUUGUAAGAUUUGACUAAUAAUAUACAUAAUUGAAUAGUUUGACUAAUAAAUUUUAUUUACCCUAUAUAUUAAAAAAAAGUAGUAAUUUCAUACCUUGGUGUGUGGGGGUGGGGGGAUAUUCACGUCGUAUUUGGAUAUUAUUUGGAAUUUUCGAUUAUUAAUUAUAUAUUAUUGUUUAUUUAUUUUAGUAGGAUUGAAAUUUAUAUUUUAGUAUUUGUUUAGGAUUUCGUUAUUGUUUUCUUGUAGGAAAAGGAGAAGGAUGGUCAGGAUUUUCUAACCUAUUAACAUGUAAUCAUUCUCUAGUGAUUAAUGCCAUAGAAGAUUGGAACCCAAAUAAUUUUCUUAUGUUCUUUGUUUUCAAUUUCAUUUGAUAGUUCUUUGCUUUAAGUAUUUUCUUUCGUACGAGUGUUAGAAAAGUCAUCACCUACGUCACAUCGUCUUAACAAAGAUCGCAGGAAUCCCAUCCCUAGCAAUGGAUUUUGGUGACUGAUAUAGUAUCUUACGGUGGCUGAUGAUGAAGUUCUGACAAUAAAGAUGAGAAAAAUAAAUUCGCACAAAAAAUCUUCUAAUAAAUACAAAUUAUUUUUUAAUGAAUGAGUAUGAUGAUCGAAUUCAUGAUUUUGGACACAAUUCUCACAAGAUAAUUCAGAUUUAUUUUCCUCUGGAAAUAUAGGGUGUUCCCUGCCGUUCCUAUUUUUGUUUGCUUGCGUCUGGGAUAGUUGCAGAAAUUUCACUUUUUGUUUACUAAUUUUGUAAAAGCUUAUGGUUAACUAAACGCAUUGACCAUGGAAUGUAACAAAAACAUCAUAGCUUCCAUCCGAAAUGAUAAUUUCAAAACGUGUACCACAUACAUAAUUUUAUUACAAAAUUUAGGUAUUCUAGUAUUAUUAACUCUGAAAGAUAUACUUUUUUCUCGAUAAAAGCCGUGGAGUGCUUUUGCAAAUCCUUGGGGAGAUUGGAAUCUUUGGCUUUCUGGACUGUUGAGGCUAGCAAUGAUGCCCAAUGCAAUGGGAAGUUUCCCUUUGAGGAAAACCAUAAAAAAGGAUGGCUGCAACUUGGAAGUUUGAACAGAGAAAAGUUGGUCCAAUGGACAGAUGGUAUUCACUUGAAUUGUCGAACAAAUGUAUAGAAUUAAGGCCAAGAAUGUAUGGGAAGUUUCUUCUAAUUCAGUUGGGUCUUGGGUCUAGAAGAGAGUUUUGAAACUUCGAGACACUGCUAGAAGAUUUAUCACAGGUGCUGGUUCUUCUUUAUGUCGGGAUGGUUGUUCUAUGACUAGCUUCUCUGUUAAGCGAGUUUGGUUAAGUAUUCGUACCCCAUCGGCUAAGAUGAGCUGGUCAGAACUUGUUUGGGGUAAGCAUAUAAUACCCAAAUAUAGUGUUCAGUCGUGGAUUAUAGUUCAGAACAGAAUCACCACUGCUGAUAAGCUUCUGGCUUGGGGGAAAAUGGUUUCUGCUGUGUGUGUUAUGCCCAGGAGGUUUAGAGAGUAGAAAUCAUCUCUUUGGCUCCUGCUGCUACUUUGAGUGUGUGUUGUAGGUUCUUUUUGCUGUUAUACCAUCUCUCCACUUUGGCUGCUGGGAAGACACAUUGUCUUGGGCUUUGGAGCGUUGGAAGGGAUCGAGUAAUACUGCUAGAGUUGGUUGUCUACUGUGGCAUUUAGCCAUCAGCAAUGUAUGGAAGGAGCAAUGAAGAAGAUGGUACGGGGAUUGUGCUGCUGUUUCCCCACUCCAGUUAGCGCGCCGGAUCCAUUCAGAAGUGGAUUGCUUAGUAUAUAAGUUUCCUACACUCGGCCCUAUUUUUGAUAGGUUUUCUGUUAAGUCCCCAUAGUCUAUCAUUGUGUAAAUGAGUACAAUCUGAUUUAGGGUUUCCUGGCGCUUAAUGAAAAUUUGGAUUCAUCCAAAAAAAUAUUUUUUAAUGAAUGAGUGUGAUGAUUGAAUUCAUGAUUUUUGACACAAUUUUCACAAGAUAAUUCGAAUUUAUUUUCCUCAGGAUAUAUAAGGUGUUCCCUGCCGUUCCUAUUUUUGUUUGCUCGCGUUUGGGAUAGUUGCAGAAAUUUCACUUUUUGUUUACUAAUUUUGUAAAAGCUUAUGGUUAACUAAACACAUUUACCAUGAAUGUAACAAAAACAUUAUAGCUUACAUCCCAAAUGAUAAUUUCAGAACUUGUACCACAUACAUAAUUUUAUUACAAAAUUUAGCUAUUCUAGUAUUAUUAAGUAUUAACUGAAAGAUAUACUUUUUCCAUUAAAAGCCGUGGAGUGCUUUUGCAAAUCCUUGGGAAGAUUGGAAUCUUUGGCUCUCUGGACUGUGGAGGCUAGCAAUGAUGCCAAAUGCAAUGGGAAGUUUCCCUUUGAGGAAAACCAUAAACAAGGAUGGCUGCAACUUGGAAGUUUGAACAGAGAAAAGUUGGUCCAAUGGACAGAUGGUAUUCACUUGAAAUUGUCGACCAAACCUUUGCACGGAAACCAUUAACAUUUAAUGCUGCUCGAUUUGUAUAUGGACCGAGUGGACAGUACACAAGAAUCUCUAUCAGUUUGUUUUUUCUGCUAAAGAAUCCCCAUUAUUUUGGAGUAUUCUGAGUUGGUGGGGUGGUUUCCUUAGGAUAUCAUAGUUAUACUUGGCAGCCGACUUGUUGUUUAUUAUUUUAUGAAUCGAUUGGUUUCAUUACAUAAAAAAAUAGAGUGCUAGCAAGUAGCAACACCCUUUCUUACUAGGGUAGAACAAUGUGAAAAGUCACCUUACAUCACAUUUUGAACUAAUAUUGACGGUAAAACUAUAGCUAAUAGAAUCUAUUUUGUAUGUACAGCCCCAGGUAAAAACAACAAUCUAGGAAACCCAAAGUCUCUUCACAUCAUCUUCACCCAAUACUCCUUGAAAUUCUUCUUUGAUAGAUGGCAACAAUACAUUACCAUCUCUACUUGUUCUUGCAAAGAUUCUACAACAACUCUCACGCCAAAUAUCGAGAUCCUUGGAGCUACUCAUGCACAUAAGGGUCCUGGAACUGGCACAAAUUGCUGAAGUUGAGGGGUAAGAUUGUAUCUUUCAUUUCGAAUUGGGGGGGGGGGGGGCCUCCUCCUCCUAAAUAACUCCCUUAUGACUUCCUUCUCUAUCAAGCGGGUUUGCCAGCUCCUGCGGCCUGCUCAACAGACUGUAGGAUGGUGGAAACUGGUUUGGAAGGGCAAGGCUAUUCCUCGAAAUAGAGUUAUCACUUGGCUUGUUAUUAGAGGAAGCAUCAACACAAAGGUGAAGAUGCAACGUUGGGGAUAUGGUGGUAGUUUGGCUUGUUGUCUGUGUGGAGUAGGGGUGGAAGAUAGGGAUCACAUUUAUGGCCACUGUCCAUUUGUGCGUCAGCUCUUAGAGUCACUUUUUUACAGAUUUAUGCAGAUCCCUACAUUGGAGAGACGGGAGGAUGUGCUGACUUUGAUGGUGUCCAAACUCGGAGGGGCUGCUGAGACUGUUGAAACAGGGAGGAUAAUCUGGCAGUCAUGAGUGAGCCACAUAUGGAGGGAAUGAUGCCGUCGUUUGUACUCAGCUGAAAUGAAAGACUGUAGCACAUUGCUGAAGGUGAUCAAAACUGAAAUUGAAUGUUUGUUGGGUAACCAUAGAGUUCGUCUAUUCUGGGAUGUUAAGUUAUCAGUAUCUGUUCUUGUUGCUCUUGAGUUUGUAGGUGAUCUGAAUUGUCUCUAGUGUUGUGAGUAGCAUGUACCUAGCUAGCAGGGUUUGUUGCUAGCGCCUCUUUUUUUAUUAAUGAAAACCAUCGAUUCAUAAAAAAGAGACUGAUUAGACUGUGCCACACAGCUUCCCUACCUCUGCUACUUUAGCUUUACCACCAAAUUUUGCAACAACCACUCCUAAGUUUAAAGUUUUUUUUAUAUUAAAAUCACUUACAGAAUAUAUGAAUUAAAAAUUAAUAUAGAUCACGAAACAUUACUCUUUUUGUAAAAUUAUCUACAAAAAUAUAAAUUUUUUGUAUUCAAUCCAAAAUCUCUUAAAAAAAUUUACUCUACAUCUUUUGAGCUAAGGUGGUGCAAAUGACAUGCCUUAGGCUUGAGUGGCUCCACCACUGUAUGUCGUACUGCAAAAUCAUAAUUACAGCUCCUAAGAUCACGGAGCCCCAACCGCCCUUCUGUUUUAGGGAAGGUAAGAUUGUGCCACACCACAUUUGCCCUGAGUUUGGGACCAUUCCCUACACCCCACAAGAAGUUGCUGCAUAUUUUUUCAAUUUUUCUUAUCACUGUCUUUGGGAGAAGGAAAACAUAUAUCUAAUACUAUGUGAGGCUUUAGAGGAUAGAGCUAACAAGCUCCACUGUCCCAUAAGAAAGUGAUUUUGGCUUUCCAAGUGCGAAUCCUAGCUACAGACUCAAGCACUCUCCAAAAAAUAGCUCACAUUUACUAGGAUUCCACUUCAAGCCAGAGAGGGAUCUAAACUUUUCCAGAACUCUAUUCAAACUUUGAGAUCCAUAGUUUGAAACAUCUGUGAACACUAGAACAUUAUGUGCAAAGAAGAGACGAGUAAUCUCUAGUUUUUUGCACAUUGGAUGCUAUGGGAAUUGACCAAUAACAACUGUCUUAUCAAUGAGACAUGAGAAAAUCUCCAAGGCAAUCGCAAACAAGUAGGGAGAAAGAGGACAACCUUGUAUAAAUCCCUUACAAGCUAGAAAAUACCCCUUCCAAUCUCCCAUUGAAACAGACACUGCACAUACAGGUGCCUAUACACAUCUUAAUCCAACUAAUGAAUCGUGGGGGGGAACCCAUAUUGUGAAGAACUUGAAAUAUGGAUUUCUAGUCCACAAAGUCAAAAAAUUUCAUAAGAUCGAUCUUAAGAUCACAACGAGAAGAGAUUUUUCUCUGAGAAUAAGUAUGCACUAGUACGUAGGCAAGAAGUAUGUUGUCUCCAAUAACACACCCCUUAACAAAUGAUGUUUGGUUUUUGCUAAUCAAGUAGGGGAAGUGAGGACUUAACCUAUUGGCUAAAAUUUUGGAUAUAAUCAUAUAUAUAACAUUGCAGUAAGGGACAGUUGGAAAACUACGCAGUAUCAUCAGGAUUCAGAACCUUUGGAAUCAAUGCAAGAAUUGUAG